This is a messenger RNA of Cercospora beticola, 1825 nucleotides long. RefSeq names its product sugar porter family MFS transporter. Gene Ontology annotation, biological process: transmembrane transport; carbohydrate transport. Gene Ontology annotation, cellular component: membrane. Gene Ontology annotation, molecular function: carbohydrate:proton symporter activity. NCBI's taxonomy places the organism in Eukaryota, Fungi, Ascomycota, Dothideomycetes, Mycosphaerellales, Mycosphaerellaceae. The record is from RefSeq and is a predicted model, not a curated record.
AUGGGCUUUCAGCGCGCCAAAGAAGAUCGUCCUACGCCGUCAGAGGUCUACAAUUGGAGAAUCUAUGCCUUUGCGAUCAUUGUGUCCUUUGGAGUCCUUGCAUAUGGAUAUGACUCGUCAUUUAUCGGAACGACGAUUGCGCAGCCUGCGUUCAAGCGCGACUUUGGGAUGCUCAAUAUGAGCAAAGCAGAACAGGAUGCUGUUAGCAGUAAUUUGACCAGUAUUUACUCGGCCGGAGGCUUCUUCGGAGCGCUCUUCAUGUUUUUUGCCCUUGAGCUGCUAGGCAGAUGGUGGACGAUCGUCAUCUCGAACGGCAUAUUCACCGUCGGCGCAGUUCUCUGUACAGUUCCAACAACUCAACUUGGCCUGGUAUAUGCUGGGAGACUUCUCACCGGGCUCGGUGUUGGAGGCAUCGCGGCCGUGUGUCCCAUAUAUGUCGCCGAAUUAUCACCACCCGCAAUUCGAGGCCGGCUCACUGGAUUCUUCGAGUCAGCGUAUCAAAUCGGCGCCGUCAUUGGCUUCUGGGUUAAUUACGGAAUCGUCCAUACCAUCGGUACGGAGUCGUCCACAGCUUGGCGCAUACCGAUGGGUGUACAGCUCGUGCCGGCUGGGAUGCUCGCCAUCGGAAUACCCUUCCUCAGAGAAUCUCCAGUGUGGUUGAUCAAGCAGGGCAGAGUAGAGGAUGCCAGAAAGGCGUACAGCUACUUCAGAUGCUUACCUGCCGAUCAUGUCUACAUCACGGAAGACAUCGAUUUUGUCCAUGCUGAGCUUGAGAACCAGCGAGGCGCGAACAAGAGCUUUACCAACUUCCUCAGCGAUGCCGCAAGAGAGGCUAUCAGCAAGGGCAUCUGGAAUCGCUUCGUGCUUGUCUUUGUCAUGUUCAUGUGGCAAGGCUGGUCAGGCGCUGCGGCUAUCAAUUACUAUUCGCCUACCGUCUUCAGCAGCAUCGGACUCACCGACACAACUCUCUGGACUGGAGUGUACGGUCUGAUCAAGGCUGGAGGGUCAAUCAUUUUCUUCACCUUCUUCAUUGACAGUGUCGGUCGCCAAAAGCCAUGGAUCGUGUCCUGUCUCGCUUGCGCCGCAUGUCAAUAUUACCUGGCAGGCUACAUCGCCGUCGGUAAACCACAAGCUGGAGCGACUGAUCUCAGUGCAAGCACAAUCGCUGGAGGCAAAGCUGCCACAGCUGCCAUUAUGAUUUUUGGUGCGACCUGGUCUUUUGGUGCAAACGGUCUGCCAUGGAUCAUAUCGGCCGAGAUCUUUCCUGCUUCUCUCAGGAGUAUCAGUGGACCAUGGGCGGGAAUGAGUGUUUGGCUUUGGACGUUCGUCGUCACGAAAGCACUGCCCAGCAUGUAUACAAGCAUGGGAUAUGGAGUGUACAUUUUCUUUGCAUCGAUGCUGGUCUUGUCCUCUAUCUACGCUGUGUUCUUCAUCCACGAGACGAAGGGGCUGAGGCCCGACCAGAUGGAUGCCUUGUUCGGUAGAGCCAGCGAUGCGCGACCUUCUGGGCCACGCGAUGAUGCGUCCACGCACACCAAAGAGGAUCAGGGCAAGCAGUUUACCACGCGAGUGGAGGUUGUGUAGUUGCACGCAUCGAGAUUCAGGCAGGAAGGUGCUUGUAGCCGUGAUCAGAACUGACUGGUCCGCUCAAAUUCAGAUGGAGUUCCGAGCAAAAGGCUUCUUGCUGCACAACCCCAUCGCCCAAGAGUCACUCUCGCUCGUCGUCGUCAAUACUGAGCGUUGUAGCACGCAUUCGUUGCGUAGACGGGCUCGAUUCUUGGCCCCGGAGCCCGAAACUGAUUUUCCGACAGCGUAGUGCGAGGCC